Messenger RNA from Eimeria mitis, 513 nucleotides. RefSeq names its product coatomer epsilon subunit, putative. The coding region runs from base 1 to 513 and encodes 170 amino acids. The record is from RefSeq and is a predicted model, not a curated record. Gene Ontology annotation, molecular function: protein binding. NCBI's taxonomy places the organism in Eukaryota, Apicomplexa, Conoidasida, Eucoccidiorida, Eimeriidae. The transcript is spliced from 4 exons.
AUGAAUGAAAUACUCUCAGAGGCGCUGCAACUGUACGCUGCCGGGUACUAUGAUGCAGCAGCAGCAGCAGCUGCAGCAGCAGCAGCAGCAGCAAAAGCAGCAGGCCCCCAAGCAGAGCAGCAGCGCGAGUUUCUAUUGGUAGCAUGUGAGCAGCAGCAGCUGCUGCUGCAGCAGCAGCCGCAUCUGCUGCAGCAGCAGCACCCGCAGCAGCUGCAGAUGCUGAUGCAGCACAACAACCCAGGGGUCAAGGCGCUCGCAAUCUUUCUGCUGCUUACACGAUAUGUGCAGCAGCAGCAGCAGCUGCAGCAGGAGCUGCAGCAGCUAGCCACUCGCUGCCCUUCUGCUGCUUUCCUCGCAGCAGCAGCAGCAGCAAAGACAGAUCCAGUUGCUGCGCUGCGGCUCUGCAGCAGCUACAGCACAGGCGAUAUGCGUGCUUUGCGUGUGGAGCUGCUGCUGCGUAUAAACCGCGAAGACACCGCGACGGCUGAGCUGGAAUCCGAUAUUGUACUCUAA